AUGGGCGCCAAGCAGAGCGGGCCGGCCGCUGCUAACGGCCGCACCCGCGCGUACUCGGGCUCGGAUUUACCUUCCAGCAGCAGCAGCAGCGGAGGGGCCAACGGGACCGCGGGCGGCGGGGCGCGAGCCGCAGCCGCUGGGAGGUUUCCGGCUCAGGUGCCCAGCGCGCACCAGCCCAGCGCCUCCGGCGGCGCCGCGGCGGCCUCGGCGGCCCCGCGCAGCCGCUCCCUCGGCGGGGCCGUGGGGACCGUGGCGUCGGGGGCCCGGGCGGCGCAGUCAACCUUCAGCAUCCCCAACAGCAGCAGCGGCCCGUACGGCUCGCAGGACUCGGUUCAUAGCAGCCCGGAGGACGGCGGCAGCAGCGGCGGCAGGGACCGGCCGGCGAGCGGGGGUCCUGGAGGGCCGCGCCUGGUGAUCGGCUCCUUACCAGCUCACCUCUCGCCGCACAUGUUUGGAGGAUUUAAGUGCCCUGUAUGCUCAAAAUUUGUACCCUCAGAUGAAAUGGAUUUACAUCUUGUGAUGUGUUUAACAAAGCCAAGAAUAACCUAUAAUGAGGACGUACUGAGUAAAGAUGCUGGGGAAUGUGCAAUAUGCCUUGAAGAACUGCAGCAGGGAGAUACUAUAGCACGACUGCCUUGUCUGUGCAUAUAUCAUAAAGGCUGCAUAGAUGAAUGGUUUGAAGUAAAUAGAUCUUGCCCUGAGCACCCUUCAGACUAAGCAUCAGCUUCCUGUCUUAUAGGUUUCCUUGACUUCAAGAUGCUUGAAAAACCAAGAGGAUACGAAGAUCUGUCUCUGGAAAAACAAAAACAAAAUGCAGGCACACUCAGCCAGAUGUCUAAGUUCUGUGAGACUCAAUAAUACAGAGAUGGACAAUCAUACAGGAAAAAAAUCCUGCUGGAGAGAGGACAGUUGCCACAGAACUCAGUGUACCAGACAUGCAUUUCAAGGACACACAGGGAUUUUGAAAAUGCUGCACAUCCCUUAGUAGUCAUCUACAUAGGUAAUACUGGUGAACAUUUUGUAUGCAGACGCCAAAGUUAACUGAUUUACAAGUUGAUUUUCUUUUUAUUAAGUUCUCUCGGGCUGCACAACUACUUGUGUUUGAUUUGUUUUGGUUUUUAGUUUGGGGACCCUUUAUUUUCCCAACAUGAUGUUCCUGCAUUCAUCAGUUCUUAAAUUGAAGACCACGUAAUUUACUUCUUAAAAAUUGAAGUCUUAAAUGUGAAACCAAGAAAUGUAAUCAAGCAGUAAAACAUUCUCUGAAUGUAGACCAUGAUCUCAAGUUCUUCGAUUUUUUUUCUCCCCCAAGAGUAGAAAAUAGGUUUCUACAUAGGAAAGCUACAGUAUGUUACUAUUUUAAAUUAAAGGUUUAA
Molecule: messenger RNA, 1373 nt
Organism: Budorcas taxicolor (takin)
Lineage: Eukaryota; Metazoa; Chordata; Mammalia; Artiodactyla; Bovidae
Gene: ZNRF2
Product: zinc and ring finger 2
Exons: 5
Coding region: 1-717 (238 amino acids)
Source: RefSeq, a predicted model, not a curated record